AUGGCCUCAGAAAAUAAUACCAGACCCAAAAGGCCCAACUUUCUGAUCAUCGUCGCCGAUGACCUUGGAUUCAGCGACUGUGGAUGCUUUGGAUCCGAGAUACAAACACCAAACAUUGAUUCCCUGGCUGAAGACUCCACCGGAGGUCUACGGUUCACUUCAUUCCACGUCGCAGCCGCAUGUUCUCCAACGCGCUCUAUGUUGAUGACCGGGACUGACCACCACAUUACCGGGUUGGGCCAGUUAUCCGAGUUCAUCCGGAGCUCGCCUGCUCAUCAAGGAAAGCCCGGUCAUGAAGGGUAUCUGAACGACCGAGUGGUAGCUUUACCGGAGCUGCUUCGUGAUGGCGGAUAUCACACUAUCAUGUCUGGAAAGUGGCAUCUCGGGUUGAAGCCGGAAUACAGCCCUCAGGCGAGAGGGUUCCAGAAAUCCUUCGCUCUUCUGCCCGGCUGUGCAAAUCACUACGGCUGGGAGCCUCAAUAUGAAGACAUCAUCAACGAGCCUGGGCGUUUCUUUGAGACUGCUGUUACAGCGCUCCAUAUGGAGGGAUCUGAUUAUGUCUCUGACCUUCCGGAGGACUUUUACUCAUCUGAUUUCUAUGCUACGAAGUUGAUCGAGUACUUGGAAGAACGCACCGACUCCGAGAAGGAGAAACCCUUCUUCGCGUAUCUCCCUUUCUCCGCACCCCACUGGCCCCUGCAAGCGCCCAAAGAGUCAGCCGAUAAAUACCGGGACUUCUACACCGCAGGACCUGAUGUCCUCCGCACCCAGAGGCUGCAGCGACUGAAAGAGUUGGGGCUAGUGAGCCGCGAUAUCAAGCCGCACGACGUCGUCACGGUCCCCGGCGAACCAGCCGCAUGGACUGAACUGAGCGACGACGAGCGUGCGCAGUCCGCACGCGCAAUGGAGGUGUAUGCCGGGAUGGUCGACCGAAUGGACCACAACAUUGGACGCGUGCUAGAUUACCUGCGGGCGACUGGCGAAUACGACAACACAUACAUCUACUUCAUGUCGGACAACGGCGCCGAGGGCGCGAGCUACGAAGCCCGCGACAUCAUCGGGCCCCGUGUAACGGAGCACAUCCAGAAGUACUACGACAACUCGCUGGACAAUAUUGGCCGUUAUAACUCUUUUGUCUGGUACGGGAGCCGGUGGGCUCAGGCGGCGACUGCACCGUCCCGACUGUACAAGAUGUUCUCGACCGAGGGGGGCUGUCGUGUGCCGCUUGUGCUGAAGCCUGCAAAGCGCUUUGUGCAGGAUUGCAGCGUCGGUGGAUCUAAGGGUGGCGCAAUUACCGACGCGUUUUGCACUGUGAUGGACGUCGUUCCUACGAUCUUGGAGCUGGCCGGCCUCCAACAUCCGUCCGAGUAUAGAGGGAAGCCGGUGGCUCCUGUCCGGGGAAAGAGCUGGAAGGCGUAUCUGGAUGCUCUCGCUUUAGGUCGUUCCGAUCGCAACACGUCUAUCCAUCCGGAGGAUCAUGUCACUGGAUGGGAGAUUGCAGGCAGUGGUGCUUUGCGGCAAGGCCGGUACAAGAUCACUUACGUACCGCACCCACACGGCCCACAACGUUGGGAGUUGUUUGACAUCAUUGAAGAUCCAGGGGAGACUACGGACCUUAGUGGAUCUCGACCAGAGAUUUUCGAGAAGCUUCUGGGUCUCUGGACUCAGUAUAAGGAUGACGUUGGAGUGGUAGGACUGGCAGGUGAGGAGCUAGACCCGUCAAAGGGCGACAACAUGGAUGAGUUCCAGGACACUGGGAAAUGGAUUCGAUUCCUAGGCAAAAAAGAGAUCCCUGAGCAGAUCAGGGCACAGAUGGCCGUUUAA
Molecule: messenger RNA, 1824 nt
Organism: Aspergillus terreus NIH2624
Lineage: Eukaryota; Fungi; Ascomycota; Eurotiomycetes; Eurotiales; Aspergillaceae
Product: arylsulfatase
Exons: 2
Coding region: 1-1824 (607 amino acids)
Molecular function (GO): arylsulfatase activity
Source: RefSeq, a predicted model, not a curated record